GCCAGGUGCACGGCCCCCGCACGCGCGACGGCAGCAUGCCCUCUUGGCCCAACCUCUCGGAGUGCUUCUCCCACAACUGCAGCUGGGAGGAGACCCACAACGCCACGGGGUUCGCCGACUUCGGCGUGCCUCCUCUCAAUUACUACUCCAUCCCUCUCCUCACCGGCAUCACCAUCGCCUGCACUAUGCUGUUUCCGGUCGGGGUGGCCGGCAACGUCAUGACCAUUCUGGUGGUGAGUAAGUACCGGGACAUGCGCACGACUACCAACCUGUACCUGUGUAGCAUGGCCGUGUCAGACCUGCUCAUCUUCCUGUGUAUGCCUCUGGACCUCUACCGGAUGUGGAGGUACAGGCCCUGGCGGUUCGGGGCCGUGCUCUGCAAGCUCUUUCAGUUCGUGUCAGAGUCCUCCACCUACUCCACCAUCCUGAGCAUCACGGCGCUGUCGGUGGAGCGCUACCUGGCGAUCUGCUUCCCCCUGCGGGCCAAGGCCCUGGUUACCAAGAGGCGGGUGCGCGCUCUCAUUCUCAUACUGUGGACGGUGUCGCUCGUCAGCGCCGGGCCCGUGUUCAUCAUGGUGGGGGUGGAGCGGGACGGCGCGUCGCCCGGCGGCGUCAUCUCGGCGAUGAACGAGACGGACUUCUCCCCGGAGGCCGGGGACACCCGGGAGUGCACAAUGACGCACUACGCGGUGGAGUCGGGCCUGAUGGGGGCCAUGGUGUGGUUGAACUCGGUGUUCUUCUUCAUGCCGGUCUUCUGCCUCACGGUGCUCUACAGCCUCAUCGGCCGCCGGCUGUGGCAGAGAGACCGAGAGACGGGCAUCAGCUCGCGCGUGGCUCACCGGGACAAAAGCAACCGGCAGACCAUCAAGAUGCUCGUGGUGGUGGUCCUGGCCUUUGUCCUGUGCUGGCUGCCGUUCCACGUGGGUCGCUACGUGCACUUUCGCUCUCUGGACGCGCCGUCCCCGCUGCUGUCCGUGCUGUCCGAGUACUGCAACUUGGUGUCCGUGGUCCUCUUCUACCUGAGCGCCGCCAUCAACCCCAUCCUCUACAACACCAUGUCCUGGAAGUACCGGGGCGCGGCGGCGCGCCUCUUCGGCCUGGCCGACAGUCAGCCGCCGCGAGGCCGCACGGCCAGCAGCGUGAAGGGAGACGGCUCCAACGGCUGGACCGAGUCCACGGUCAGCUUCUAG
Molecule: messenger RNA, 1190 nt
Organism: Cyclopterus lumpus (lumpfish)
Lineage: Eukaryota; Metazoa; Chordata; Actinopteri; Perciformes; Cyclopteridae
Gene: ghsra
Product: growth hormone secretagogue receptor a
Exons: 2
Coding region: 36-1190 (384 amino acids)
Biological process (GO): G protein-coupled receptor signaling pathway; hormone-mediated signaling pathway
Cellular component (GO): plasma membrane
Molecular function (GO): growth hormone secretagogue receptor activity
Source: RefSeq, a predicted model, not a curated record